Molecule: messenger RNA, 171 nt
Organism: Elephantulus edwardii (Cape elephant shrew)
Lineage: Eukaryota; Metazoa; Chordata; Mammalia; Macroscelidea; Macroscelididae
Product: zinc finger protein 227-like
Exons: 3
Coding region: 1-171 (56 amino acids)
Biological process (GO): regulation of DNA-templated transcription
Source: RefSeq, a predicted model, not a curated record
AUGAGUGCAUUCAAGGAGUCAGUGACGUUCAAGGAUGUGGCCGUGGUCUUCACUGAGGAGGAGCUGGGGCUGCUGGACUCCGCCCAGAGGAAGCUGUACCAGGAUGUGAUGCUGGAGAACUUCAGGAACCUGGUCUCUCUGGGCUUAGAGGUUUCUGGAAUGGUCACCUGA